UCACUGUCAAAUUAGAAAUCAUUGAUUGUUGCGGCUGCAGAUGUCCGUCGGUGUUUUAACUAAAAUUAGUCAUAUUAGAAAGUUGUAAUUUACCCAUAACAUCAUGGGAGACUCCCUCGACGGGAGCGAAAACGCCCCGGAGGCGCAAAACGUAGUUGUAGUCGAUUUCCAAGAUUUUGCGAAUUACUUGCGUCGAGCUGCAACGGUACUUUUGCCUGAGGAUGACAUAGUUCCCCCGGCACUAAAUGCUGCACUCGACGACAAAGUGAAUCAGGAAUGCAUUAGGAAAUUCAUAACUGACCCGCAAGUGUCGUCGUUGUAUGUCCAGAGGUUUUCACUGAAAGAAGAUGAAAGCGAACAGCCCACAGAGGGUGAAGAAGAAAAGGAAGCUGUCUCGUACCAAAUCAGCAAUGAGGUGCACUUUACAUCGCCUCAUGUUGCAGCACUUGUCUGCAUCAAGCGUGGCUCCGUCAUAGAAGCUGACAAGUCCAUCCACAGUCAACUGCGUCUAAUCAAUCUGUCUGAUGGCUCACCAUAUGAAACUCUCCAUGCUUUCAUCAGCAAAACCAUGGCACCCUUCUUUAAGAGUUAUGUCAAGGAAAGCGGCAGAGCUGAUAGGGAUGGAGACAAGAUGGCACCAUCAGUGGAAAAGAAGAUUGCAGAGUUAGAAAUGGGCUUGCUGCAUUUGCAGCAGAAUAUUGACAUCCCCGAAAUAACACUCCCGGUCCAUCCUUUAGUUGCUGCUGUUAUUAAAAGAGCCGCAGAUGAAGGGCGCAAGCCUCGUGUAGCGGAUUUUGGCGACAAAGUGGAAGACUCCACCUUCCUAAACCAACUCCAAAAUGGUGUUAAUCGCUGGACUAAAGAAAUACAAAAGGUUACAAAAUUAGACAGAGAUCCAUCCAAUGGUACAGCUCUGCAAGAGAUUUCGUUUUGGCUCAAUCUUGAAAGGGCACUUCAUCGUAUACAGGAGAAGAGGGAAAGCAUUGAGGUUGCCUUAACAUUGGAUAUUCUCAAGUAUGGCAAGAGGUUCCACCCCAUUGUGUCAUUUGAUACAGACACAGGUCUCAAACAGGCUCUUGCCACAGUCUCUGACUAUAAUCCCCUGAUGAAAGACUUUCCUAUUAAUGAUUUGCUUAGCGCAACUGAACUUGAGAGAAUAAGACUUGCAGUACAGCAAAUAUUUUCCCAUCUGCGUAAAAUUCGUUCAACUAAGUACCCAAUACAACGUGGGUUAAGGCUUGUUGAAGCUAUCUCUCGAGAUUUAGGUCAACAGUUACUAAAGGUGCUAGGAACUCGUCGAUUGAUGCACAUCCCAUUUGAGGACUUCGAGCGCGUCAUGACGCAAUGCUUCGAAGUGUUCUCCUGCUGGGAUGAUGAGUACGAGAAACUGCAAGGCCUUUUAAGGGACAUAGUAAAAAAGAAGCGCGACGAGCACCUCAAGAUGGUGUGGCGCGUGUCGCCAUCGCACAAGCGGCUGCAGGCGCGCAUGGAGCACAUGCGCCGCUUCCGCCGACACCACGAGCAGCUGCGCACGGUCAUGCUCCGAGUACUGCGUCCGCGUGCCGCCGCUGCUACGGAGACGGGCGCAGCGGGCGAGCCUGCGCAGCCGCACUCGCUUACCAUGGACGCUGCUGACGCUAACGCUAUCGCUGAGGUAAACCUAGCAUAUGAGAAUGUGAAGGAAGUAGACUGCCUGGAUAUAUCGCGUGAAGGGUGCGACGCCUGGGAAGCUGCCGUACGACGCUAUGAAGAUAGAAUCGAUCGCGUUGAGACUCGCAUCACGGCUCACCUUCGCGACCAGCUGGGCACCGCCAAGAACGCCAAUGAAAUGUUCCGCAUCUUCUCGCGUUUCAACGCUCUGUUCGUGCGCCCGCACAUCCGGGGCGCCAUCCGCGAGUACCAGACGCAGCUCAUACAGCGAGUCAAGGACGACAUCGAGGCCUUGCAUGAGAAGUUCAAGGUCCAGUACCCACAAUCCAAAUGCAGUCGUCUGUCGUUAGUACGCGACCUACCACCGGUUGCAGGCUCCAUAAUAUGGGCCAAGCAAAUUGACCAUCAGCUGACUGCGUACUUGAAACGCGUAGAAGACGUUCUUGGUAAAGGAUGGGAGAACCACAUUGAAGGACAGAAGCUAAAGGCAGAUGGAGACAGCUUCCGUCAGAAACUUAACACUCAAGAAGUUUUCGAUGACUGGGCUCGUAAGGUGCAGCAACGUAAUUUGGGAGUAUCCGGUCGCAUCUUCGCGAUAGAGUCCGUGCGCGCUCGUUCCAGCAAAACUGGCACUGUUCUCAAACUGAAGGUCAACUUUUUGCCGGAAAUCAUCACCCUGUACAAGGAAGUGCGGAACCUGAAGAACUUGGGUUUCAGGGUACCUCUUGCGAUCGUCAACAAAGCACACCAGGCGAAUCAGCUGUAUCCGUUUGCUAUUUCUCUUAUUGAAAGCGUCCGCACUUACGAACGCACUCUGGAAAAGAUACGCGACAAGGCAUCAAUAAUACCAUUAGUGGCUGGGCUCCGGCGUGAUGUACUGAACCAAGUGUCAGAAGGCAUGGCUCUUGUGUGGGAGUCCUACAAACUGGAUCCAUAUGUGCAGAAGCUAAGCGAAGUCGUGCUCAUAUUCCAAGAAAAGGUGGAAGACCUUUUAGCAGUGGAGGAGCAGAUUUCCGUGGACGCUCGUUCGCUGGAGACAUGUCCGUAUUCGGCGCAAAGCUUAGCGGAUAUACUGAGCCGACUCCAGCGGGCUAUUGAUGACCUGUCCUUGCGCCAGUACAGCAACUUGCAUCUGUGGGUGCAGCGCCUUGACGAAGAGGUUGAGAAGAGUCUCGCUGCAAGACUGCAGGCCGGUAUCGAGGCGUGGACCGCCGCUCUGUUGGGAAAGAUCAACGAACUGGACCUUUCCAUGGAUACGUACUCACCAGCUGAGCCCACACACAAGCCGGGCGGAGAACCUCAGAUCGCUCGCGUGGUCCACGAAGUGCGCAUCACAAACCAGCAGAUGUACCUGUUCCCUUCGCUGGAAGAGGCGCGAUUCCAGCUCAUGCGGCAGAUGUUCGCGUGGCAGGCCAUCGUCACGAGCCAGCACCGUCUGCAGAGCACCAGAUACCAAGUGGGAGUGGCCCGUGCUCAAACGGCUACAUACAGAAACUUGCUCACAAAGCUGCCCGGAGGAUCGUCCCCGCUGGAAAAUGCAUACGACGCGAUUGAACAGAAGAUAUCGCAAGUCCGUGAAUACGUCGACGAAUGGCUUCGUUAUCAAGCCCUGUGGGAUCUACAGCCAGACAGUUUGUACGGACGUCUCGGAGAAGAUAUCACCUUAUGGAUCAAGUGUCUGAAUGAUAUCAAGAAAUCUCGCACAACAUUCGACACGUCAGACACCCGUCGCGAGUACGGGCCCGUUGUAAUCGACUUCGCGCGCGUGCAGAGCAAAGUGGCUCUGAAGUACGACGCUUGGCACAAAGAGGUGUUGGGCAAGUUCGGGGCGCUGCUUGGCGGCGAGAUGGUGCAGUUCCAUGCCAGGCUUGCCAAGUCCAGGGGACAACUGGAGCAACAAACUAUUGAGGCAGCCUCCACAAGCGAUGCAGUUUGUCUCAUCACUUACGUACAACAACUGAAGAGAGAAGUACUGGCGUGGGAGAAGCAGGUUGACAUCUAUAGAGAGGCCCAGCGUAUACUCGAAAGACAAAGAUUCCAAUUCCCAGCACAAUGGCUGCACGUCGAUAACAUUGAAGGAGAAUGGAGCGCUUUCAAUGAAAUUAUGCGCAGGAAGGAUUCGUCCAUUCAAACUCAGGUUGCAUCACUCCAACAAAAGAUAGUCGCAGAAGACAAGGCUGUCGAGGCUCGAACUCUGGAGUUCCUUGGUGAAUGGGAACGCAGCAAGCCUACUGACGGCUCCACUAGACCAGAGGAUGCCUUGGCCAGGCUCCAGGCCAUGGAGACCAGAUACACUCGCCUGAAGGAUGAGAGAGAUAACGUCGCUAAAGCUAAGGAGGCACUGGAAUUGCAUGACACUGUGAGUUCAGUAAACAAUGAACGUAUGACGGUCGCUCUAGAAGAGCUGCAAGACUUGCGCGGAGUGUGGUCCUCGCUCAGCAAGAUCUGGACGCAGAUAGAUGACAUCAGGGAGAAGCCCUGGCUCUCUGUGCAGCCGAGAAAACUGAGGCAACAAUUGGAAGCAAUGUUAAACGAGUUGAAGGAGUUACCGGCUCGUCUACGUAUGUACGACAGCUACGAAUACGUUCGCAAAUUGCUUCAGUCAUACACCAAGGUAAACAUGCUGAUCGUCGAAUUGAAAUCGGAUGCUCUAAAAGAGCGUCACUGGCGCCAACUGUGCCGCGCGCUCAAAGUGGACUGGUCUCUGUCCGAGCUCACCCUCGGCCAGGUCUGGGAUGCUGACCUGCUGCACAACGAGCACACGGUCAAGGAUGUGGUGUCCGUGGCCCAAGGGGAGAUGGCGCUUGAAGAGUUCUUGAAGCAGGUGCGCGAGUCCUGGCAGAGCUAUGAAUUGGAUCUCAUCAACUAUCAGAACAAAUGCAAGAUAAUCCGAGGUUGGGACGAUCUGUUCAACAAAGUGAAGGAACAUAUCAACAGUGUGGCCGCCAUGAAGCUUUCGCCUUAUUAUAAGGUGUUUGAAGAAGAAGCAUUAACAUGGGAAGAGAAACUGAAUCGUAUCAACGCUCUGUUCGACGUAUGGAUCGACGUGCAGCGACGAUGGGUGUACCUCGAGGGCAUCUUCAGUGGUUCUGCUGAUAUCAAGACUUUGCUGCCGGUUGAGACUAGCCGAUUCCAAAGCAUAAGCUCUGAGUUUCUGGGUCUGAUGAAGAAAGUUAGCAAGUCGCCGAUGGUGAUGGACGUCCUCAACAUUCCGGGGGUGCAGCGAUCCCUGGAGCGUUUGGCAGAUCUUCUGGGCAAGAUACAGAAAGCGCUCGGAGAAUACUUGGAACGUGAAAGGAGCAGCUUUCCGCGUUUCUACUUCGUGGGAGACGAAGACCUGCUGGAAAUCAUCGGCAACAGCAAGAACGUGGCUCGUCUUCAGAAGCACUUCAAGAAGAUGUUCGCAGGCGUAGCGGCCAUCAUCCUCAAUGAGGAUAACACUAUCAUCAACGGUAUAGCGUCUCGAGAAGGUGAAGAGGUAUAUUUCACAUCACCAGUAUCAACCGUAGAGAAUCCCAAGAUAAACUCAUGGCUGUCCAUGGUGGAGAGGGAAAUGCGAGUGACGUUGGCGUGUCGCCUCAAAGACGCGGUCGGGGAGGUCAAACAGUUCAAGGACGGAGAUGUAGAUGCGCAGAAAUUCAUUGAGUGGUGUGACAAAUACCAGGCCCAAAUCGUAGUACUAGCAGUACAGAUAUUGUGGUCGGAGGAUGUAGACGCGGCGUUAGCGGGCGGAGGCGGUGAGGCGUUGACUCGAGUGCUGCAACACGUGGAGCAUAUGUUGAACAUACUGGCUGACUCGGUGCUGCAAGAGCAACCGCCGUUGCGACGCAAGAAACUUGAACACCUUAUCAACGAGUUCGUCCACAAGCGUACAGUGACGCGACGUCUCAUCGCAUCCAACGUAAACAGUCCGCGCUCUUUCGAGUGGCUGUGCGAGAUGCGCUUCUACUUUGACCCGAGGAACAAUGAUGUGUUGCAACAACUAACUAUCCACAUGGCGAAUGCGAAGUUCUUAUACGGCUUUGAGUAUUUGGGCGUCCAAGAUCGUUUGGUGCAAACGCCAUUGACAGACCGAUGCUACCUUACAAUGACGCAGGCGUUGGAGGCAAGGCUUGGAGGUUCUCCUUUCGGUCCCGCUGGUACGGGUAAGACGGAGUCUGUGAAAGCUCUCGGCAACCAGCUCGGUCGUUUUGUUUUGGUGUUCAAUUGUGAUGAAACCUUUGACUUCCAAGCCAUGGGCAGAAUCUUCGUUGGUCUUUGCCAGGUCGGCGCGUGGGGAUGCUUCGAUGAAUUUAAUCGUCUCGAAGAGAGAAUGCUGUCGGCUGUAUCGCAACAAGUGCAGACCAUUCAGGAGGCGCUCAAGAGUCAUCAAGAAGGGGACAAUAAUAGUGGCAAAUCCAUAACAGUGGAACUCGUAGGCAAACAAGUCCGUGUAAGCCAGGACAUGGCGAUCUUCAUCACGAUGAACCCUGGCUACGCGGGCCGUUCCAACCUGCCCGACAAUCUGAAGAAGCUGUUCCGCAGUCUCGCCAUGACCACGCCGGACAGGCAACUCAUUGCUGAGGUCAUGCUGUUCAGCCAAGGGUUCAGGACUGCGGAGAAGUUGGCAUGCAAGAUUGUACCGUUCUUCAAACUCUGUGACGAACAACUGUCGAACCAGUCGCAUUACGACUUCGGUCUGCGUGCACUCAAAUCUGUACUGGUUUCUGCCGGUAACGUCAAGCGUGAUAGAAUUCAAAAGAUAAAGGAAAAUUUAAUCGAGCGCGGCACAGAAGUACCGGAUGAGGCGUCAAUAGCAGAAUCGCUGCCCGAGCAAGACAUCCUCAUACAGUCCGUGUGCGAGACCAUGGUGCCCAAACUGGUGGCCGAGGACAUUCCGCUGCUGUUCUCCUUGCUGAACGACGUGUUCCCGAACGUGGGCUACACUAGAGCUGAAAUGACUGGUUUGAAAAACGAAAUUCGCGCAGUAUGCGCAGAGGAAUUCUUAGUUUGCGGCGAAGGUGAUGAGCAGGGCCACACUUGGAUGGAGAAGAGGCGCAGCGCUGCCUCGCGCGCUCAACACAGCACGUGGAUCGAGAAGGUUCUGCAACUGUACCAAAUCUGCAAAUUGAAUCAUGGUCUCAUGAUGGUCGGACCAUCUGGAAGUGGAAAGUCUACUGCUUGGCGUGUACUACUCAAGGCUUUAGAACGGUACGAAGGUGUGGAAGGCGUUGCACACGUUAUCGAUCCAAAGGCUAUGUCGAAAGAAACAUUGUAUGGUGUAUUGGAUCCUAACACUCGUGAAUGGACAGAUGGGUUGUUUACGCAUAUACUAAGGAAAAUCAUCGACAAUGUUCGCGGUGAGAUCAACAAGCGACAAUGGAUCAUCUUCGAUGGUGACGUGGACCCUGAGUGGGUUGAAAACUUGAACUCUGUGCUGGAUGACAAUAAGCUUCUCACUUUGCCCAACGGCGAGCGGCUCUCUCUACCACCGAACGUGCGAGUCAUGUUUGAGGUGCAAGAUUUAAAAUAUGCCACGUUGGCCACAGUAUCUCGUUGCGGCAUGGUAUGGUUCUCGCAGGAUGUGCUGUCAACCGAAAUGAUCUUUGAAAAUUAUCUACUACGAUUAAGGAAUAUUCCUUUGGAGGAUGGUGAGGAGGACUCGUUCAGCAUUGUAAUGGCGGCGCCCACCACCGGAGGAGACCAGAACGCGACUGAAAAUAUCUUGUCACCAGCACUACAGACUCAACGCGACGUAGCCGCGUUCCUGCAGCCUCUGUUCUACGGCGACGGCUUGGUGGUGAAGUGCUUGGAGCGCGCGGCCAGCCUCGACCACAUCAUGGACUUCACCAGGCACCGGGCCCUGUCGUCUCUGCACUCUAUGCUCAACCGUGGCGUCAGGAAUAUUCUGGCCUACAAUAGACAACACCCUGAUUUUCCUAUUACGAACGAACAAUUAGAGGCAUAUGUACCGAAAUGGUUGGUCUAUUCUCUGCUAUGGUCAUUCGCUGGUGACGCCAAACUCAAGGAUCGUAAUGAAUUGGGUGACUUUAUAAGAUCAGCUAGUACUAUGCAACUACCUAACUGCGGGGCAAAUCAGCACAUCAUUGACUUUGAGGUGUCGAUAACUGGCGAGUGGGUGCCGUGGUCGGCGAAGGUGCCUCAGAUCGAGGUGGAGACGCACAAGGUGGCGGCGCCCGACAUCGUGGUGCCCACGCUCGACACCGUGCGACACGAGGCGCUGCUCUACACGUGGCUCGCCGAACACAAACCACUCGUCCUCUGUGGGCCGCCCGGUUCCGGUAAGACCAUGACCCUGUUCUCUGCGCUGCGAGCUCUACCGGACAUGGAGGUGGUGGGGCUCAACUUCUCGUCAGCGACCACUCCCGAACUGCUGCUCAAGACCUUCGACCAUUACUGCGAGUAUCGGAAAACUCCCAAUGGAGUCGUUCUGGCGCCUGUUCAGCUCGGAAAAUGGCUGGUAUUAUUCUGCGAUGAGAUCAACUUGCCGGACAUGGAUCAGUACGGCACACAGCGCGUCAUCUCGUUCUUACGACAGCUACUUGAGCACAAAGGAUUCUACAGAGCAAGUGAUCACUCGUGGGUCCACCUGGAACGCAUCCAGUUCGUGGGCGCGUGCAACCCGCCCACCGACCCCGGCCGCAAGCCGCUGUCGCACCGCCUGCUGCGGCAUGUGCCCGUCAUUUACGUCGACUAUCCCGGAGAGACUUCUUUGGAACAGAUUUACGGAACGUUCACCCGCGCGAUGCUGCGGAUGCAGCCGUCAUUGCGCGGAUACGCGGAGCCGCUGACGCAGGCGAUGGUGAAGCUGUACCUCGCGUCGCAGGAGCGGUUCACGCAGGACAUGCAGCCGCACUACGUGUACUCGCCCAGGGAGAUGACCAGAUGGGUGCGCGGCAUCUGCGAGGCUAUCAGACCUCUAGACAACUUGAGCAUUGAAGGUUUGGUAAGACUGUGGGCGCACGAAGCGUUGCGCCUGUUCCAAGAUCGUCUGGUUGAGGAUGUGGAGAGGCAGUGGACUGACGAGAACAUCGACAAUGUUGCUAUGAGAUUCUUCCCAGGCAUCAACAGAGAGCAAGCACUGGCCCGACCAAUCCUCUACAGUAACUGGCUAAGUAAAGACUAUGUACCAGUUCAAAGGGAUCAAUUACGUGAAUACGUCAAGGCUAGAUUGAAGGUAUUCUACGAAGAAGAGUUGGACGUUCCAUUGGUCCUGUUCGACGAAGUGCUGGAACAUGUGCUAAGAAUCGACCGCAUCUUCCGUCAACCUCAAGGACACCUGUUGCUCAUCGGAGUGUCCGGGGCUGGGAAGACUACUCUCAGCAGAUUCGUUGCGUGGAUGAACGGCCUUAGCAUCUUCCAGAUCAAAGUCCACAACAAAUACACCGGAGCGGACUUCGACGAAGAUCUGCGGUCGGUGCUCCGUCGCGCCGGCUGUAGGGACGAAAAGGUGGCCUUCAUUCUGGACGAGUCCAACGUACUGGACAGCGGCUUCUUGGAGAGAAUGAAUACGCUCCUGGCUAACGGAGAGGUGCCUGGAUUGUUUGAAGGUGACGAGUUUGCAGCUCUCAUGACUCAAUGCAAAGAAGGCGCUCAAAGAGAAGGCUUGAUGUUGGACUCUAACGACGAGCUAUAUAAAUGGUUUACGGGCCAAGUGAUGCGCAACCUGCACGUAGUGUUCACCAUGAACCCGUCGUCCGAAGGGCUGAAGGACCGCGCGGCCACCUCGCCCGCUCUCUUCAACCGUUGCGUGCUCAAUUGGUUCGGCGAUUGGAGCGAUGGGGCGCUAUUCCAGGUCGGCAAAGAGUUCACGACCCGCAUGGACCUGGACUGGUCGGAGUACGUCCCGCCGGAGGAGUUCCCGGCGGCGUGCGGCGAGGUGGGCGCGCGCCCGUCGCACCGCGGCGCCGUCGUCAACGCGUGCGUGUACGUGCACCAGACGCUGCACCGCGCCAACGCGCGCCUCGCCAAGCGCGCCAACCGCACCAUGGCCAUCACGCCGAGACACUAUCUGGACUUUAUCCAGCAAAUGGUGAAACUGUACUCGGAGAAACGCGCGGACCUCGAAGAGCAACAACUGCAUUUGAACGUCGGUCUCGGGAAGAUUGCAGAAACUGUCGAGCAAGUGGAGGAAAUGCAGAAGAGUCUUGCUGUUAAAUCCCAGGAAUUGCAAGCAAAGAACGAAGCCGCCAACGCUAAACUACGUCAAAUGGUCAAAGAUCAACAGGAGGCUGAAAAGAAAAAAGUUGAAAGCCAAGAGAUUCAGGUUGCUUUAGAACAACAAACGAAAGAAAUAGAAGCGAAACGCAAGGACGUAAUGGCUGACUUGGCACAAGUCGAACCGGCUGUCAUCGAGGCGCAAAACGCGGUCAAAUCCAUUAAGAAGCAGCACCUGGUCGAGGUGCGCUCCAUGGGCAAUCCGCCCGCCAUCGUCAAGGUGGCGCUCGAGUCCAUCUGCCUGCUGCUCGGCGAGAACGCGACCGACUGGAAGGCCAUCCGCGCCGUCAUCAUGCGCGAGAACUUCAUCAACAGCAUCGUGUCCAACUUCUCCACCGAGGACAUCACUGACGAUGUCCGCGAAAAGAUGAAGACGCGUUACCUAAGUAACCCGGAUUACAACUUCGAAAAAGUGAACAGAGCCAGUAUGGCCUGUGGGCCUAUGGUGAAGUGGGCUAUUGCUCAGAUUGAAUAUGCGGAUAUGUUAAAACGCGUGGAGCCCCUGCGUAAUGAGCUUAAGGCUUUAGAAGAUCAGGCGCAAAGCAACGUAACGGCUGGCAAUGGAGUGCGCGAUCUGAUAGCCCAGUUGGAGAAGUCCAUUGCUUCAUACAAAGAGGAAUACGCGCAACUCAUCAGCCAGGCGCAGGCUAUCAAAACUGAUCUUGAGAAUGUUCAGGCUAAGGUGGAUAGAUCUAUAGCGCUACUGAAGAGUUUAGUGAUUGAACGUGAGCGAUGGGAAGCCAGCUCAGAGGCGUUCCGUUCACAGAUGAGCACUAUAGUCGGAGACGUGCUACUGUCUGCCGCAUUUAUAGCCUAUGGCGGAUACUUUGAUCAGCAUUAUCGCCAAAAUCUAUUCUCAACGUGGACCACCCACUUGGCGGCCGCUAACAUAAAGUUCCGCGCAGACAUCGCUCGCACGGAGUACCUCAGCAACCCUGACGAGCGGCUGCGCUGGCAAGCGAACGCUCUACCCACUGACGAGCUGUGCGUCGAGAACGCGAUCAUGCUUAAGCGGUUCAAUCGGUACCCCCUAAUAAUCGACCCAUCGGGACAAGCCACUGAGUUCAUUAUGCGCGAAUUCAAGGAGCGCAAGAUUACUAAGACAUCCUUCCUCGACGAUUCGUUCCGGAAGAAUUUGGAAUCGGCUCUCCGUUUCGGUAACCCGUUACUAGUACAGGACGUCGAGAACUACGACCCGAUCUUGAACCCAGUACUGAACAGAGAGCUGCGUCGUACAGGAGGUCGUGUGCUCAUCACGCUUGGAGACCAGGAUAUUGAUCUCAGCCCCUCAUUUGUCAUCUUCUUGAGUACUAGGGACCCGACGGUCGAAUUUCCACCGGACAUGUGUUCUCGCGUCACAUUCGUCAACUUCACGGUGACUCGCUCCUCGCUGCAGUCGCAGUGCUUGCAUCGCGUGCUCAAAGCUGAACGCCCUGACAUUGACACCAAACGCUCCGAUCUGCUCAAACUUCAAGGUGAAUUCCAUCUCCGACUACGGCAGCUAGAGAAAUCGCUGCUCCAAGCACUCAAUGAUGCGAAGGGCAAGAUCCUUGAUGAUGAUUCAGUUAUUGCAACACUUGAAACACUCAAAAAGGAAGCUGAUGACAUUGGUUUGAAGGUCGAGGAAACAGACAAAGUCAUUGCCGAAAUAGAAACCGUCAGUCAACAAUAUCUACCACUAUCCCAAGCGUGCAGCAGUAUAUAUUUCACAAUGGAGGCAUUGCACCAAGUCCACUUCUUAUACCAGUAUUCGCUGAAGAUGUUCCUCGACAUCUUCAGCACAGUGCUGGUGUCGCCAGUGCUGAAUGGAGUCACAGAUUACACCGCCCGACUGAUGACCAUCACUGAAGAAUUGUUCACGGCGGUGUACGAAAGGGUGGCACGAGGUAUGCUGCACACUGACAGGUUGACCUUCGCUUUGCUGCUGUGCCGCAUCCAGCUCAAGGGUACCGGCGCCGAAGAUACCCUCGACCAGCAGUUUGGAGUUUUCCUCCGCGGUCGAGAGGGUCACGUGGCAUCCACGCCACAACUCGAGUCGUUAACGCAGCAACAACAUGAAGCCGCUGCUAGACUUAGUUCCAGACUGGUGUCGUUCCGGCGCCUGCUGGACAAGGCGGCGUCGUUGCCCGAGCUGUCGGCGUGGCUGGCGCAGGCGGCGCCCGAGCAGUGCGUGCCCACGCUGUGGGACGGCGAGCCGUCCGCGCCGCCCAAGCCGCACACGCUGGCCAUGCACCGCCUGCUGCUUAUACAGGCCUUCAGACCGGACCGCGUGAUAGCAGCGGCGACUCAGCUGGUGGCGUCGGUGCUGGGGCCCAGCUUCAUGGCCCGGGCGGAGACGGAGUUCGACCUGGCCAGCAUCACGGAGAAUCAGCUCAAUGCCACCACGCCGGCGCUGCUGUGCUCCGUGCCUGGAUAUGAUGCUAGUGGUCGAGUGGACGAUAUGGCGACGGAACUGAACAAGCCGCUGUCGAGCAUUGCUAUCGGAUCCGCUGAAGGUUUCAACCAAGCUGAAAGAGCUAUUAACACGGCCUGUAAAACUGGACGUUGGGUGAUGCUGAAGAACGUCCACCUGGCGCCAGUGUGGCUGGUGCAGCUGGAGAAGAAGCUGCACUCGCUGCAGCCGCACCCGCAGUUCCGGCUGUUCCUCACCACGGAGAUCAGCCCCAAGCUGCCCGUCAACCUGCUGCGCGCCGGCCGCGUGCUGGUCUUCGAGCCGCCGCCCGGCAUCCGCGCCAACCUGCUGCGAACCUUCGCAACCGUGCCGGCAGCUCGAAUGAUGAAACAACCGUCUGAACGCGCCAGGCUUUACUUCCUACUUGCGUGGUUCCAUGGAAUCGUGCAGGAACGUCUCCGCUACGUGCCGCUGGGCUGGGCCAAGUACUACGAGUUCAACGAGAGCGACCUGCGCGUGGCGUGCGACACGCUCGACACGUGGAUCGAUGCCACUGCUAUGGGUCGCACCAACUUGCCUCCAGAGAAGGUCCCGUGGGAGGCGCUCGUGACAUUGCUGUCGCAGUGCAUCUACGGCGGCAAGAUUGACAACUUGUUCGACCAGCGCUUGUUGCACUCGUUCCUGUGCAAGCUGUUCACGCCGAGGUCAUUCGAAGCUGACUUUGCUCUUGUAGCCAACGUGGACGGUGCCUCUGGAAACCAGCGUCACAUCACGAUGCCGGACGGCAACCGCCGCGACCACUUCCUCAAGUGGAUCGAAGAGCUAUCCGACAGGCAGACGCCGUCGUGGCUGGGACUGCCCAACAAUGCUGAGAAGGUUCUACUAACAACCCAAGGGAGUGAUUUGGUGUCCAAACUAUUGAAGAUGCAACAACUCGAAGACGAAGAGGAGUUGGCUUAUAACGCCGCAAGUCAAGACCAUGAUCCAAAUUCGAUGGUAGUGGAAGGCGACGGGCGACCGGCGUGGAUGAAGACGUUGCACCAAACGUCUACCAGCUGGUUGCAGCUGUUGCCGCAGGAACUGCCGACCCUGCGGCGCACUGUGGAGAACAUCAAGGACCCUCUGUACCGGUUCUUUGAGCGCGAGGUGGCGGCCGGCGCGUCGCUGCUGCAGCAAGUGCUGCACGACCUGCGGAACGUCACCGCCAUAUGCCAGGGCUCCAUGAAGCAGACGAACGAGACGCGCUCGAUGGUGGGCGCGCUGGUGCGCGGCAUGCUGCCGGCGGGCUGGCGGCGCUACGCCGUGGCGCGCGGCUGCACCGUGCAGCAGUGGGUGGACGACUUCGCGCGCCGCGUGGCGCAGCUCGCGCACGUGUCGCGCACCGUCGCCGACAAGGGCGCCAAGCGGUUGCAGAGUAUCCCAGUGUGGUUAGGAGGUCUACUGAACCCCGAAGCGUACAUUACUGCGACCCGCCAGUGCGUGGCGCAGGCUAACUCCUGGUCACUCGAGGAGCUCAACCUACAGGUGACGAUCCCGGACCCCGGCGCGGCGGCGGAGAGCGCGCAGUCGGAGUGGUCGUUCUCGGUGACGGGGCUCAAGCUGCAGGGCGCCACGGUGAAGGGCAACCGCCUGCUGCUCACCAACACCAUCAUGGUGGACCUGCCGCUCACCGUGCUCACGUGGAUAAGAGGUGCGGAGCCGGCGAGCGCGGGGCAGACACUGACGCUGCCGGUGUACCUCAACAGCGCGCGCUCCGAGCUGCUGUUCACCGUGCGCCUGCCCAUCGCGGCCGGCCAGGAGCCGCACGCCUUCUACGAGCGCGGCGUCGCGCUGCUCACCUCCACCGCACUCAACUGAGCACUGCACCACUCACUCGACGCACUGUAGCACUCAUUUGAGCUACUACACUCAUCUGUGGUACUCGACGCACUGUAGCACUCAUUUGAGCUACUACACUCAUCUGUCGUACUCGACGCACUGUAGCACUCAUUUGAGCUACUACACUCAUCUGUGGUACUCGACGCACUGUAGCACUCAUUUGAACUACUUCACUCAUCUGUGGUACUCUUUUGAGCUACUUCACUCAUCUAUUGUAGUUGUUUGAACUACUUGACUUUUUACUACGAUACUCAUUAUAUCCGUUCUACCCAGGUUGUAUCCCUAGUGCUUAAAUAAAUAUGGAAAUGUAACAGUAUAAAAUUAUGAAAUAACAUAAUUCAGUACUCUCAAACUAAAUAGAGAAUAUUUAAUAUCGCUUGUUUUAUUAUUUAUUAUUGUACAUGUAAUAGAAAUGUUAUAAAAUAUUCGUCGCUCGUAUAUGAUUUAAGCAUAUAUAAUUUAUUAUUUACUCGCAAAAUAAAAAAUAUGAAUAUAUAACAAUUU
Messenger RNA from Bicyclus anynana (squinting bush brown), 14641 nucleotides. It is a transcript of the gene Dhc64C, whose product is annotated as dynein heavy chain, cytoplasmic. Gene Ontology annotation, cellular component: dynein complex. Lineage: Eukaryota; Metazoa; Arthropoda; Insecta; Lepidoptera; Nymphalidae. The record is from RefSeq and is a predicted model, not a curated record. The transcript has 95 exons. Gene Ontology annotation, molecular function: ATP binding; ATP hydrolysis activity; dynein light intermediate chain binding. The coding region runs from base 104 to 14116 and encodes 4670 amino acids. Gene Ontology annotation, biological process: microtubule-based movement.